CGUAAGCGAAUACAAUUGUCACGAGACGACGCCGAACGAACGAAAAAAAUUUAAAAAUUAGUUGUAAUUACGACACGCGUAUAAAAUAUAAACUGUAGUAAUUAUUCGCGCCGUCGGUGUCUAUGUAGAGUGUAAGCUGACGGCUAAGCAUCCACACGACGAAGGUAACCACGCGAGACCGCACGACGGACACGCACGAGGGAAUUUGAAAGAUAUCUGAGAAGGCUAAGCUCCACAAGACCCCCUUGAAUGGAACCAAUGCUUUUAUCAGACAAUACCACCGCGAUGGACGUCGAUGGCGCCAACGAUGACGAUUACGUGUUGACGCCGCUACAACCUGAAGCCGGAGAUCCGGAACCAGAUAUCGGAAACAAUGAUGGCAAUGACGGCAGUGACGAGGUAGCUGACGACACGGAAACGGCAGCUGAUGACUACGUCCAAUCGCUGGUCACAAUCGAAUCCAACUGGGCGAACGAUUUGGCCGCCAUACGGAAGUUGUUGGAAGAAGGCGAUGGCGACGAGACGUGCCCCAGUUGUGGCAUGCCUUUCGACAAGGGCAAAAAGAGAAAGCUCAUCGACUCUUGCGGACACGAACGUUGUUACGCGUGUAUGUUCCGCAACGAGGGCUGUCCGCUGUGCGCCACUGCGGCGGCCGCCGAAGAAGCCCCGACGAAAGCUUCCAAGAAAUCAUUGACCGAUGAGCCGAUUUACGUGCAAAACACACGAGCCAACAGACCAAGGGUCAAGACUAACGGACACUUUUCGCCUUACGUUCAAUCGAGGCAAGGAUCACAGGAACUCAGUCAUUCGCCUAGUAGGCUUCCUAGACCUAACAGGAACUUGGACGAAGUCAUGACUCAAAGCUGUCCAACUCCUCCACAGAGUAGGAGAAAAUUUUUUCUUAGUCCGAAAACCAUACGAAAUCAAUGGUCCAUGCGCAGUGGAUCUAGGUCGCCUUCCGACAACGCACUCUCCGUAAUGUCAGCAUCGACAUCAACAGUAACUUCGGAUCAACGGCGAUGGUCUUCGGUGGUGUUGGGCAAGAUUAGAUCUUUGUGGUCGUUGAGAGAUGACGAAGGCGGAAAUGUAAAACCGCGUGGAUCAUUGAACCAGAGAAGUUGCAAUUCGGACACUCUGUACACAAGACUGGGACUGCUGUUGUCGAGGGACAACAAUUCUAGAUCGUUUACAGAGGACGUAUCCUUGGCGAGCAUCAACUCUAAACCAGUGUCGAGUAAUGGGAGUCCCGUAUCCACACUCACGGGGUCCUCGGAGACUGAACACAAAGCUAUCAAAGAGCAAUCAUCCGAUAGUAUUGGAUCUCUCAUGUCCAUGUCUGGACAAAGCAACGGUUCGUGUAGUCCUCUGACACGAAGACAUUCUGUCACUACGUUGCAAGCGGGCUCUGUAGACGAUUUGCGUUCGUUUAGAACGAGGCGACAGCCGACCAGGAGGUCCGCUAGGUCCGGGACAAUUAAAGGACCUAUUGAUCCAAAAGUGCGAUUUGCUCAGUACAGAACGUCUCCGCAGCAGCAGCAACAACAACAGCAGCAGCAGCAUCAACAGCAACAAGUGCUGGUGCUGAAACCAUUGUUCUUCGAGGUUCCCCAACAAGAGUCGGACCCGUUGUUCCUUGGCCGCGAGUGGCUAGUCCAGGACAUCAGUAAAGCGAUGCUGCACGCCCAGUCGUCGGGCGUUGUAGUGACUGGGCUGCCGGGCACGGGCAAAACGGCGUUCGUCCUGCAGCUCGUCGAGCACAGCUGUUUCGGCCGCCUGAAAUCAAAUGUGUCCGACGUGAACGCGUCGCAAACCUCGAUCAUUUCCGAAGACCUCAAGUCCUUGGCAUCGCGCGUGAUCGCUUACCACUUUUGCCAAGCCGACAAUAACAGCACGUGCCUUAUACCCGAAUUCGUACACUCGCUAGCAGCCCAGCUGUGCCAAGCGCCCCAGCUAAACAUGUACCGUCAACACGUGCUGACAGAACUCAAUCUUCAGGAUUCACUGUCGAUGCGCGAGUGUAUUGUGGACCCCGAUGCGGCGUUUACAAGAGGUGUCCUGGAACCGUUGAACGCACUCAGUCGACUGGCCAAUACAAUCGGCACUGGUGGUCUAGUGAUCGUCAUCGAUGGCUUGUGUGAAGCCGAAUAUCACCGGCCUGAUCACGGAGACACGAUUGCUUCGUUUUUAGUGAAGCACAUGCCAAAGUUUCCAGCUUGGCUCAAAAUCAUCGCCACAUUGAGAACUAACUUGGAAGACGCUUUACCAUCGUUACCGUUGACGAAAAUUUGUGUGGACGUAAAUUCGACGAACAAAGAAAAUGUGAUAAAAGACAUGAUGGAAUACAUCGGUUUCCGAGUUACCAACAGCGCCAGUAUUCAGAAUAAUUUGAUAGCCGGCACAACGGGACAGUUAAAGUUCUGCCAACACUUGCAAACCGCCAGCAAUGGAUCGUUUCUUUUCGCUAAACUCACUUUGGAUCUGAUCGAGAGAGGCCACCUGGUAGCCAAGUCCCAAAGCUUCAAGGUAUUACCUGUUACAUUGGCUCAAAUAUAUCAGCUUCAUUUCAACCUGAGGUUUCCGACGACUAGUUCGUUUGAAAAAGUCGCCGACAUUUUGAGCGUUUGCCUCGCUGCGCUCUAUCCGUUGACGAUUUUGGAAAUUUACUAUUCGGUUAACUCGCUAAACGUCGACGAAUUCAUUUCGUGGGAAUCGUUCUUGCAGAGGUUUAAGUUGAUCUCGGGACUGCUCAUAAAACGGCUAGACAAUACUUAUAUGUUUUUCCACCCAUCGUUCAGGGAAUGGUUGAUGAGACGCGAUGACAGCGAAUCGAAGAAAUUUGUAUGCGAUUUAAGAAAUGGACAUUUGGGAAUCGCUCUCCGUUUUUCAAGACUACAGGCGCCGCUAGAUAGCGAAAAGACCCUAGAACUGGGCCAUCACAUUCUGAAAGCUCACUUGUACAAAAACGUGUCAUUGCAACCUUUGGACGGCGCGUCGUCCAGAGACCUUCAGGCAAAUUGGCUGGCGUCUGUGUCGAGUAGUGUAUCGUCUGCUUUGUGCUCGAUGCGCAAUACGUAUGCUCCAAACGUUAAAGUGUCCCGGCUUCUGUUGCUCGCCGGCGCAUCACCGGAUGUCCGAACCGAUAUGCUGGGACGAGCACCAGCCAUUUGCGUUUACGCUCACGAAGGCGUCUAUGACAUGGUGGCGGUGCUGUUGGAGUUUGGCGCCUCAGUGAACGUGUCUAAUAGUCAGGGCCGAACUCCGCUGUGGAUGGCCGCGAGUCGAGGUCAUAUCGACGUGGUUAAGCUGCUGAUCGAAGCAGGAGCGUCGCCCGGACUGACGGAUUCUGCUGGCAGGUGUCCUCUGGUCGAAGCCGCGAAAAACGGUCGUUUCAACGUGGUGGCGUUCCUGUCAGGAUGCGAGUGGACCGUGACCGACCCUAGAACGGAGGUCGACCAUGCGGAUGCCUCGCAGCAGGCCCUGGUUCAGGCAGCCGGACGUGGGGUAGAUGACGUUGUCGAAUACCUGCUGGACGUAGCCGAAGUGACGGUGGACGGGCAUGACAGCCUGUCGGGAGAGACGGCAUUGACGCUGGCGUCGUCUAACGGUCACAAGUCCACCGCAGUGCUGUUGAUUGACCGAGGCGCUCAGGUGUCGUGCGCCAACGUGAAGGGCAUGAACGCUCUAGCGCUGGCUGCUCGUAACGGCCAAUGGGCAGUGGUCGAGACCCUAUUGCACAACGGAACACACGUCGACAUGGUUGACUCCGAGCUGAGGACGCCGCUAAUGAUGGCCGCUUCCGAGGACCAUUCCAGUAUCGUUGAACUUCUCCUCGACAGUGGUGCUGAUUUGAGUGCUGAAGAUCGCCAAGGACAGACUUCGUUGAGUUGGGCUUGUCUCAAAGGAAGAGUAGCUAUUGCCCAAUAUCUUCUAGAUCGUGGAGCACCCAUAGAUCAUGCAGAUAAAUCAGGAAAAACUGCUCUUGAUUUGGCAACUUUAAAUGGAAAUCCGGCCUUAGUACAGCUCUUAUUAGAAAGAGGAGCGUUGAUUGAACAUGUCGACCUUUAUGGAAUGCGUCCUUUAGAUAGAGCAAUCAGCUGUAGAAAUGUACCAGUGGUGCAGAACUUCUUGAGAAGAGGUGCAAAGCUUGGUCCUACAACAUGGAAUAUGGCAUCAGGAAAACCAGAUAUAAUGUUGGUUUUGCUCAACAAGCUUUUGGAAGAUGGAAAUACAUUAUACAGAAAAGGAAGAUUAAAGGAGGCCGCUUACAGAUAUACAUAUGCUCUAAACAAAUUCCCACCAGAACACGAACUGGACUCUACUUUCAAACAACUUCAAAUUAAUUUUUAUUUAAACACUUCGCGCUGUAAAAGAAAGUUGAAUGAAGUCCACGAGUCUAUAGAGUUUGCAGAAAAAGUACUGAAGCUGAAAACAACAUCCUUUGAAGCAUAUUACGCCAGGGCCAAAGCUCUAAAAGACCUGAGGAGAUAUGAUGAUGCGUUAACAGAUAUUCAAGAAGCUGUGAGACUAGUACCGUCUGGAAAUUCUGACAUUAGACAUGUUCUAUUCAGACUCAAGGAUGACAUACAGAGCAAAUUGGCUUUGGACCAUGCUGGACUCAAUCAAGAGAUUGCUGGACCUUCCUACCUCUGAAUCUACAAGACAAUGUUCCUAAUGACAACAUAGAUAAUUAUUUCCUAGCAAUUUAUUUAUUUAUUUUUUGAUAACUGUGGUUUUCCACGGUUAUUUUUAAAAGAGUUAUUUAGAAACGAAUUGACAUGUACGUACUUAAUGAUAGGUUAGCUAGUUAAUAAUCAGAGUAAAAAAAAAUUAUAUUGCAUUAAAUAAAAUAAAAAAUAUUUAAUGAGACAUUGAUAGUGUGUACAACCAAUAAUUUGAUAUUAUGUAUGACAACAAUUAUUAUUAUGA
Molecule: messenger RNA, 4926 nt
Organism: Melanaphis sacchari
Lineage: Eukaryota; Metazoa; Arthropoda; Insecta; Hemiptera; Aphididae
Gene: rols
Product: protein TANC2
Exons: 23
Coding region: 250-4650 (1466 amino acids)
Molecular function (GO): protein binding
Source: RefSeq, a predicted model, not a curated record